Molecule: messenger RNA, 972 nt
Organism: Symbiodinium natans
Lineage: Eukaryota; Dinophyceae; Suessiales; Symbiodiniaceae
Source: the annotation of a GenBank genome assembly
AUGGCACAUUCUCGGCCCAAGCUCCAACUCCGCUUGCCUGGCAUGAUACGGAGAGCCCUGCUGCGAUGCACACGAUCCGCGGCCCAGAAGCCAGAUGCCGCUCACCUGGGGGAGUCUGGAGUCUCUUCCCGGCAGAUCACCCUCUGCGGCGUCUCAUCCCUGUCAGCCGGAGUCGUCUACGGUGCUGUAGGAGUGGGCAGUGGCAUCGUGAGCAUCGCAGGACUCACUCGCCUGGUGGGUCUGCCACAGCUGCAAGCGAUCGGCACAUCCACUCCAGGCCAGGCCUUCAGCAGCAUUUCCGGCGCUGCGAUUUGGUCGUUCGACGGAUGCUGUGAUUUGGCCACGGCCGCGUGUCUCGGCGUCCCCGGCCUCUUUGGGGCCCUCUUCGGCUUGAACGUCGCCAGUAAGCUGCCAGAGGCAAAACUCCGACUUGGGUUUGCAGGUAUGCUUUGCCUGAUCAUCGCGCCGCUAGCGGCGCGGUCCGCCUACAUGGGUUGCUCCGACAGUUCUGACAAAGAAGCAGCUGCCAGUAGCCAGCUCAAGGCCCGGCGUCCUUUCAUGGCACGCUUGCGGGAUGAUGUCGAGAAGCUGAAGGGGGAUCCAGCGCGCGCAGCAUGCCAUUGCGUCGUUGGGGCCGGCAUUGGCGUUCUCACGGGCUCCCUUGCUACGGGAGACUCGAUGCUGAUGAUCCUGUACCUGAUCGCAUCUGGAUUUGAGCAGCGGCUGGCUCUGGGGACGACACUCUUGGCAAGCAGCCUUCCGUACCUCCUGACUGUCGUGGUGCAUCUGGGUCGUGGUAGCGCCGUGCCAGUGCUGGUGCCAGCCUCCAUGAUAAGCAUGUGCCUGGGUAGCUGUUUGGGCGCGCAAGUUUCCUGUAAGUCUCUGAGCAAUGAACAGCUACAGACGGGGCUCGCUGGCGGCGCCUUGACUGUGGGCUUGCUGACGGCUCGGGAUGUUCUCAAGCGGUUUUAG